GUAACAAACUUUAAUCAUUAUGGAAGCACCUAUUAUACAUUAUAACCGUGCUGAAUAUAUAGAAACAGAUACUGGUAAUAAAGUCAGUCGAAAGUCAGUUAUUUGUGGUAGUCAGAAUAUUAUUCUCGGUGGAAAAACCAUCAUUCAAACAGAUUGUGUGAUUCGUGGUGAUCUCAGACGUACAGGUGGUGGACACGCUGUUGUUAUAGCUGUUGGUAGAUAUUGCUUACUUUCACAAAAAUCAAUCAUAAGACCACCCUACAAGACAUACAAAGGGAUCUUUAGUUAUUAUCCAAUGAAGAUAGGGGAUCAUGUCACCAUUGGUGAAGGAAGCAUAGUAGAAGCAGCAACGAUUGGAUCUCAUGUUACUAUCGGAAAGAAUUGUAUCAUUGGUCGGUUCGCCAUUAUCAAAGACUGUUGUUGUAUCACAGAUAAUACAAUUAUCCCACCCAAUACAGUGGUACCUUCAUUUAGUGUUUAUUCUGGAUCUCCAGGCAAAUACCAAGAUGAAUUGCCCGAGUGUACUCAAGAACUGUACGAAAAUAAAACCAAAGAUUAUUAUGCUAAAUUUAUGCCUAAAGACUAGUAAUAAAAGAAUACCCAUCACAUCACUAUAUGCCUC
Molecule: messenger RNA, 622 nt
Organism: Gilbertella persicaria
Lineage: Eukaryota; Fungi; Mucoromycota; Mucoromycetes; Mucorales; Choanephoraceae
Product: trimeric LpxA-like protein
Exons: 6
Coding region: 20-586 (188 amino acids)
Source: RefSeq, a predicted model, not a curated record